AUUUUCUGAGCUAGGAUGCCAGUUCUUCAGCUGCUUCCUUUUGAGAAUUUCAAGUUGCACACAAUGACUUGGCAGAAGAGUCUGUGUUCCUACUGGCUGUUAACUGUAUGCAUCAUGUGGGUCCUGGCCAAGCCGCCCCCUGACAAGAAGGAUCGGGUCCACCACAGCCCAGAUCUCAGUGACCACCUCCACGACGACACCCAAGAUUUCCAGUAUGAUCAUGAAGCCUUCUUGGGCAAAGAAGAGGCCAAGACAUUCGACCAGCUGACUCCUGAAGAGAGCAAACAGCGCCUUGGGAAAAUCGUAGACCGAAUCGACAAGGAUGGGGAUGGCUUUGUGACGCAGCCUGAACUGAAGGAUUGGAUCAAGCACACUCAGAACCGCUAUAUUUAUGAGAAUGUGAACAAGAACUGGAAGGACUAUGACAAGGAUAGCGAUGGCCGUAUCACCUGGACGGAGUUCAAAAAUGUGACUUAUGGUCACUAUGAAGGAGAGGAGUUUGGUGACAUUGAAGACAAGGACUCCUACCGGAAAAUGUUAGCCCGGGAUGAGCGACGGUUCAAGGCAGCUGACAAAGAUGGGGACAUGAGUGCUACAAGAGAGGAGUUCACAGCCUUCCUCCACCCUGAAGAAUUUGACUAUAUGAAAGACAUUGUGGUGACGGAAACCAUGGAAGACAUAGAUAAGAAUGGAGAUGGUUUUGUAGAAGUGGAUGAAUAUCUUGGUGAUAUGUAUUCUCCUGAAAAGGGACAGCCAGAACCUAGCUGGGUGAUAACUGAACGUCAACAAUUCUUGGACCAUCGGGAUCUUAAUAAAGAUGGCAAAAUGGAUCGGGAGGAGAUUGGACACUGGAUCCUGCCACCAGACUAUGACCAUGCUGAGGUGGAAUCAAAGCAUCUUCUUGUCCACUCAGAUGUUGAUAAGGAUGAAAAAAUAACCAAAGAAGAGAUAUUGGACAAUUGGAACAUGUUUGUGGGGAGCCAGGCCACCAACUAUGGCGAAGAUUUGACAAAGGAGCAUGAUGAGCUGUGAUCAGAACAAAUGGGGGAAGUGCGUUGGAGCAUCCUCCUUCAAAUGGGGGUGGGGGAAGCACACUCCAGGAGGAAAUGGUUUCCUUAUUUAUUGGUGUGAGGGCCUGCUUAUGUUUUCUGACAAGUUAGGAUAGCUGGCAUACACCUGGGUGGUUUUCUAUAUGAUCCAUUCUUGCUCUUCCUAUCCCUUCUCUCCCCCAAACACUGUGAAGCUUUGCCAUACUUACAAAGAUAUCCCCACCUCCAGAAAUUAAGAAGAGGGAGAUUAAACAUCUCUCACCUACUACUUCCAACACAAUGUUCAAUCUAUUUCACAAGGGCUGGUCUGUAUUUUUGUGUUCACCCUGUUAUAUCUAUGGAUUUCAAGGCACCUGUUUAUUUCCUCCAGCGUUUUUCUGAUUGCUUCUCUAAGGAGCAAACUCCAUUGCCUUCAGAUUGCUGCCUUCCAUUUGGUACCAGAAUCCAUAUUUACCUUUCAGACACUAAUGUGGAACCUCAUAGGGGGCAAGCAGCUGAAGGGGACUGCUAGGAGCAGAAAUAAGACAAUAGGUUGGAAUUAUCUUCUCCAAGUGCUAUUUUCCCAUUGAUAUCAAAACUGUUAAGGGCUGCAUUUAUGCAAUAUGUAGAUAGGCCCAAUCCUUGGACAAAUGUUGUACCUGUAGUUCCUCUUUUUACCCUUCCU
This is a messenger RNA of Sceloporus undulatus (fence lizard), 1713 nucleotides long. It is a transcript of the gene RCN3, whose product is annotated as reticulocalbin 3. The coding region runs from base 16 to 1032 and encodes 338 amino acids. NCBI's taxonomy places the organism in Eukaryota, Metazoa, Chordata, Lepidosauria, Squamata, Phrynosomatidae. The transcript has 7 exons. Gene Ontology annotation, molecular function: calcium ion binding. Gene Ontology annotation, cellular component: endoplasmic reticulum. The record is from RefSeq and is a predicted model, not a curated record.